AUCAGCCUCUCUCAACAUCACUACGUCAACCAUGAAAGUUAUUCUCGCGAUUAACGCCGGCUCCAGUUCGGUCAAGAUAUCGGUCUAUACUGCAGAUAAGAAUGCAGAGCCUCGCCAAAUCGCCGAAGCAUCAGUUGGCGGUCUAACCGCACCGCCAGCAACUCUUGCGUAUUCCCGUGGCAGCGAAAAAGUGCUAAAGGCCAAGGAGGUUUCUGAAAGCGUCAAGACCCAGGGUGACGCUUUUGACCUCAUUCUGAAGACCUUCAUCAAUGAUAGUGAGCUGAAAGAGAUCUCUUCAAAGGAAGAUAUCGCUAUCGCUAGUCACCGUAUCGUUCAUGGCGGCGACUACGACCGGUCUCAAGUCAUCACUCAAGAUACUUAUCAUCAUCUUGAAGAACUCAGCGAUUUAGCACCGCUGCACAAUGGUGUGGCCUUGAGUAUCGUCGAUACAUGCAUCAGUGCUCUUCCCAGCACGGUCAACGUCGCCUGCUUCGACUCGCAAUUCCACCAGACUCUACCUCCACAUAUUUAUACAUAUCCCAUUGAUCCUAAGAUUGCAAAGAGCAACCGCCUGCGCAAGUAUGGGUUUCACGGUAUUAGCUACGCCUUCAUUACCCGUUCUGUCGCCAACUAUCUUCAGAAAGAUGUCAGCAGCUUAAACAUGAUCGCUCUGCACCUUGGUAGCGGUGCCAGUGCGUGCGCCAUUAAGGGCGGCAAGAGCUGGGAUACGAGCAUGGGGCUUACGCCUUUGGCGGGCCUUCCUGGCGCCACUCGAAGUGGCAGUGUUGAUCCAAGGUAA
This is a messenger RNA of Fusarium graminearum PH-1, 799 nucleotides long. RefSeq lists its product as uncharacterized. Gene Ontology annotation, molecular function: acetate kinase activity. The record is from RefSeq and is a predicted model, not a curated record. NCBI's taxonomy places the organism in Eukaryota, Fungi, Ascomycota, Sordariomycetes, Hypocreales, Nectriaceae. Bases 32 to 799 code for a protein of 255 amino acids. The transcript has a single exon. Gene Ontology annotation, biological process: acetate metabolic process; phosphorylation.